AGAAGAGAAGCGAAGCGAAGCGAAGCUUGCUGAAGGAGCAGCACAUGAUACGGCUGUGGGAUGAAGAACCCCGGAACUGCAAGAUCUUCUUGUAGCUAAGAUGAAAGCACUGAAUGCUGUUCAGGAGAAAAAUCUUUCCUUGCAAAGUGAGAUCACUUUGCUCAAAAGCAUGACUGAAGGAGAAGGAAUGGAGGCGAUACAUUUCUACUCACCCUUCAGUUCACCAGACUUGGGCCAGUUCUGUGGUUCCCUAGAUUUCAUGACAAAGAGAUCAACUGGGCCCUCAGAGGAUGCACUCUUCUUUGAGUUAGUUCCAACUUCUUCUGCAGCUGCUAUGAUCAAUGGGACCACAACAGCAACCAGAUUAUCCAAAUCUCCUGCAGCAGUUCAUACAACUCAAGAGAGAGACUCAGCUACUUCUAUCACUAGUACCAGCUCAGCAGAGUGGUCAUGUCCUAACUGUAUAUGCCCCAGCCCUGCUACAAGUAUAUCAGACCAAGGUCAAGAGGAUAUCAGUUCUUCCUAUACUGACUUGGAGAAGAAUACCCAACUCCUAAGACAUUUGGAGAGGACACCUUCAGCAGCUGAGGACUACAACAUUUCUGCAUCCAGUGCUCUUGGAAACUUAAGAAUUGGUGAUGUUCAUCCAGGUGGUCAUUUUGUGAAGAUCCUUAACUCUUCCCCUGUUAUAGAAGAGAGUAUUGGGGAUUAUAUCCUCCAGCAGAAUGUCAAUGGCCAAGCAGUAGCAGUGUUCAGAUUCCCACCAAACAUCAGAAUGAGUGCCAACUCUACAGUAACAAUAUGGGUAGUAGAUGCCAAUGUGCUUCAUAAGCCUCCAUCAGAUUUUUUCUGGAAGGAGCAAAAUCGAUUAAGGAUGGACUUAGAUUGUACCACCAUCCUUUGUGAACCAAGUGGCCAAGCUGUUGCCUGGUGCACUCCUAUGUACUGGAACAGAAAGCUGAGAUGGAAGGGGCAAGAAGACAGUGAACACCUGAAGAAUAACACAAAACCAACCAAACUAAUAAAACAACAAAGAAAAUCAGAAUUGAGACUAUCUGAUAUAGAACAGGAAGAAGCUGUCCAAGGCCAACCAAAAGAAAAAGGACCAAUUUUCAUUAAAAGAGAAAAAAAGGCCCCAGCAACCCUUGUCCCAACACGGAAUUCUUGGUGCCAAAGUCCAAACUCUUCUACUCACCCUCACUUCUCCCUGGUUAGACCAUUAACCAUGGGCAAUGAUGGCAGCAGUCUGUGCAGACAGUCCAGGUGUCAGUCAGCAAAACCUGACCCAGCACCAGAGAGCUAUUGACAACCUGAAAGAAUUCAGAGGGGAGUGACGGUGUAAUUAAAAGUCUGAAGAGACUGACAUAUCAGGAAAGAUAUUUAAAAGGAUUAAGUGUGUGUUUGACAACUAAGGUGACUGUCAAAUGUUUGGAAAGAUUCAAAC
Alligator sinensis (Chinese alligator) is the source of this 1444-nucleotide messenger RNA. It is a transcript of the gene LMNTD1, whose product is annotated as lamin tail domain containing 1. Gene Ontology annotation, cellular component: cytoplasm; nuclear envelope. The transcript is spliced from 9 exons. The record is from RefSeq and is a predicted model, not a curated record. NCBI's taxonomy places the organism in Eukaryota, Metazoa, Chordata, Crocodylia, Alligatoridae. The coding region runs from base 101 to 1306 and encodes 401 amino acids.